AAGAAAGCCUUUAAUAUGACCAAACUCUUGAUUACAUUGGCCACAUGUGUCAUCGAAAACUACCGACAUGCAUUUAUCUACACAAAUUAUACUAUGCUACCUCUUUACUUCACAUAUUACCCCAUGUUUUGAAAUUCGUUUGCUUCAUUGAUACAGACAUUGAUCCAGAUAUUGUUGACAUGGCGACGACAGACAGCGUACAAGGUGUGGAUGACGUCAGGAGAGGAGCAGCAGGGGGUUCUGCCAACAGUGUUCUCACCUGGCAAGGAGGAAGAUGUGAGGAGUCUGGGGAAGAGUCCAGCUGGCGAGGCAAGGGUGUGAGGGUGUUCAGGUGUGAGGAGUGCAGCAGGCAGUUCAGUCAGCUGGGUAAUCUGAAGACACACAUGCGGACUCACACAGGGGAGAAACCCUACAGGUGUGAGGAGUGCAGCAGGAAAUUCAGUCAAAUGAGUGGUCUGAAGAGUCACAUGCAGGCUCACACAGGGGAGAAACCUUACCAGUGUGAGGAGUGCAGCAGGCAGUUCAGUCAGCUGGUUCGUCUGAAGACUCACAUGCGGACUCACACAGGGGAGAAACCUUACAGGUGUGAGGAGUGCAGCAAGCAGUUCAGUCAACCAGGUGAUGUUAAGACUCACAUGCGUACUCACUCAGGUGAAAAGCCUUACAGGUGUGAAGAGUGUAGCAGGCAGUUUAGCGUGCUGGGUAAUCUGAAGACUCACAUGCGAACUCACACUGGUGAGAAACCUUACAGGUGUGAGGAGUGUAGCAGGCAGUUCAGUCAGCUGGGUGCUCUAAAGAGACACAUGCAAACUCACACAGGGGAGAAACCUUACAGGUGUGAGGAGUGUAUCAGGCAGUUUAGUCAGCUGAGUACUCUGAAGACUCACAUGCGGACUCACACAGGUGAGAAACCCUACAGGUGUGAGGAGUGCAGCAGGCAGUUUAGUCAGCCGAGUACUCUGAAGACUCACAUACGGACUCACACAGGUGAGAAACCCUACAGGUCUUAGAAGUUUUAGGAGGCAGUUCUGUCAGCAGGUUGUUCUGCAGAGACACAGUGCGGACUCAUGUAGGAGAAAAAUACCUUUCAAGUGUGAAGAUUGCAGCAAGCAGUUUGGUAUGUGGUGUGACCUGAAGAGACACAUGCAGACUAUCGGGUGAGAAACCCUACACGUGUGGGGAGUGUAGCAGGCAAUUUAGUACGUUGAUUAAUCUGAAGACUCACAUGAUGAAAACCCACCCAAAUGUAGCGACUCCUUUUGCAUACUGUUAAGCACAACAAUUUUUUUUCCAUGAGGUCUUCUGGUGCACAAUGUGAUAACUGUAUUGAUGUUAGAGGAGCAAGCAGAAUAAUUUGUGCACGAGACUUUUUUUUUACCAGUGUAGGCAGUUAACCAGAAAACCAUCAUGUGAUGCCAAGACGAAGUUAAAGAAGUAUUUUUUUUUUCCUUUCUGCAUUUUUGGUAUAUGCAUCUCCUAAGUGACAAGUAUGUUACAUCUUAACUGUAUCUUUAUCCAUUGCAGUAUGAAUGCAAACCAAAACAAGUUGCACCUUUGAAGCAAAACGUUAACAGUGCACACAACAUUAUCUACAUCUUUAUUCUUGAACAGUAAGAGGAGAGAGUUAGUUUAGAGAAGUUCUAUAGCUUGUUGAUUCCUCAUAUUGUAACUUUAUAUAUGUUUACUUUUGUUGGUUUACUGGGUACAUUUGUCUGAAUUAAUAAUCAAUAUGUUUCUGAAGUGUUCAUUAAUAGACAGCAGUUGAUAUCAACUUUCAUUAAUUUCCCUUUAGUUUAACUAACUUGUAUAGUUCUUAUUUUAAGUUUUAUUUGCAUUUAUAUUAUUUUGUUUGUUUGCAUAAAUAAUCUACAGAAACGUUUGAAAUGACAGGAAUAGUACGCCACAAAUAUGAUGUAAUGGUUCUUUCUCUGAGUCAGCUAAAAGAUGAGAGAUCCAGCGAGAAUGUUCAGUUGAAAAGAAAAAAAAGUUUAGAGUUUGUUGAUUCCUAAACUCGUUUUGUAGAUCAUUUUGAUAUAGGGUAUGUGUUAUAGGUUAAAUAGUUUUAUUACAGGUUAAAGGUUGAAUAGUUUUAAAGCUUAUUUUGUUUAGUUAACGAAGUGGUUCUAGUUAUCAUAGGUUGAAUGUUAGAUAGCUCUACGGGUUAGUUUGUGAAGUUUGCUAGGUAUUUGACUGACAUAUUCAUAACCUAUAAUUUGAUGAGGAGUUCACUAAAGCCAGUUGAUGAUAGCUUUUUUUUUUUAGCCAGAUAUCCAGCCAUAUUAUAGCUCCCGAAUCUCUUCUGCCCUAUCCGCAAGUGCAGAGAGCUAGGGCAGAAAAGAUUUGGGAGCUAUAAUACGGCUGGAUACCAGGCUAUAUUUUUCUGCCAUGUUUUGAUAUGUUGUACAGCACUUA
Molecule: messenger RNA, 2412 nt
Organism: Branchiostoma floridae (Florida lancelet)
Lineage: Eukaryota; Metazoa; Chordata; Leptocardii; Amphioxiformes; Branchiostomatidae
Product: zinc finger protein 239-like
Exons: 1
Coding region: 45-1010 (321 amino acids)
Biological process (GO): central nervous system development; regulation of transcription by RNA polymerase II
Cellular component (GO): nucleus
Molecular function (GO): RNA polymerase II cis-regulatory region sequence-specific DNA binding; DNA-binding transcription factor activity, RNA polymerase II-specific
Source: RefSeq, a predicted model, not a curated record